Messenger RNA from Epinephelus fuscoguttatus (brown-marbled grouper), 2544 nucleotides. RefSeq names its product vascular endothelial zinc finger 1a (gene vezf1a). The coding region runs from base 51 to 1430 and encodes 459 amino acids. Gene Ontology annotation, cellular component: nucleus. Gene Ontology annotation, molecular function: DNA-binding transcription factor activity; RNA polymerase II cis-regulatory region sequence-specific DNA binding. NCBI's taxonomy places the organism in Eukaryota, Metazoa, Chordata, Actinopteri, Perciformes, Serranidae. The record is from RefSeq and is a predicted model, not a curated record. The transcript is spliced from 5 exons. Gene Ontology annotation, biological process: regulation of transcription by RNA polymerase II.
CUUUGUUGUAGGCUUCUACAAGGUUUCCUACAGAAUUAGUAAGUGUGGAAAUGGAGCCGAGCUGGAGUACGUUUCUUUUUCAACAGGCCAAUGAAGCCCUCCACCACCAGCACCAUGUGGCCCAGAACAGCCUGCUGCCACUGCUUAACGCAGGAACUGAACAAAUCGACCAGAAGCCUAUCCUGCCCAUCCAAAUAGACCAGAAGCCCCCUUCCAGUGCUGCUGAGCUCCUUAAAGACAAUGUGGCCAGCGGAGGAGGUGCACGGCCGCCAGUGCCUGUGAUAAAGAAGGAACACAAAGGCAAAACGCCGUUCGUCUGCGGCUACUGCAACAAGGCCUUCCGUGACAGCUACCACUUGCGGCGUCAUGAGUCCAGCCACACAGGUAUCAAGAUGGUGUCGCGGCCAAAGAAGACCGCCCAGACGGCCCCCACCAUGGUCCCCAUGAUCUCUACCAUGCCACGAGAGAACAACGGCAACCCUUCCUACAUCUCCACGGUAGCGGGAAUCCUCUCCACAGCGACCACCUCGGUUUCCUCAGGCACAAGUAUCAUGACACAAUCAGCGAUGGGCAACGUGCCACAGCAAAAUGUCCCCAAGAAACCCGCCAAACCUGUCAAGAAAAACCACGGGUGUGAGAUGUGCGGCAAAGCCUUUCGUGAUGUCUACCACCUGAAUCGCCACAAGCUCUCCCAUUCAGAUGAGAAGCCUUUUGAGUGCCCCAUCUGCCAGCAACGCUUUAAAAGGAAGGACCGAAUGACCUACCAUGUUCGCUCUCAUGACGGGGGAGUCCACAAGCCCUAUGUAUGUUCUGUAUGUGGGAAAGGCUUUUCCAGGCCAGACCACUUGAGCUGCCACGUGAAGCAUGUGCAUUCUUCAGAAAGACCGUUCAAAUGUCAAGUAACGGCCUGUACCUCUGCUUUCGCCACCAAAGACAGACUCCGUUCCCACAUGAUCAGGCACGAAGGCAAGGUCACCUGUAGCAUCUGCGGGAAGAUGCUGAGCGCAGCCUACAUCACCAGCCAUUUGAAGACUCACGGGCAGACCAACUUUAACUCCUGUAACAAAGAGGGUAACGGAGUCUGCAAUUCUUCCUCAGCUACACCUGUGACCAUCUCGGCCCCCAUCACCUCAGCGAUGAACCGGGGCCACUCCAACAACCCCGUCACCAUAGCCGCACAAAUGAACAUUAGCACCAACACGGUCAACAUCACAUCUCCAAUCAGCCUCCAGCACCCAGUCACCAUCACUGGGCCAGUCAACAUUGCCUCCGUCAACAUCCCCGCCACGGCACCCAUGAAUAUCGCCCACCCAGUCGCAAUAACGACCCCCAUGCCUAUGAAUAUGGCUGGCCCGCUCAACAUCGCCAUGAGGCCAGUGGAUAGCAUGCCUUUUCUGUCCCAAGUCUUGCCUUCUUCCCCGCCCUGGUAAAAAAAAAAUAAAGGAGAGAGAGAGAGAGAGAGCAUCGAACUGGUCAGAAAGAAAGGGAAAAUGAAGUGAAACAAGAGACUCCUGUCCUCAUUAUUUGCACCUCGAGCCCAGCUCUUUCUCCCCCUCAACCAUGUUUACUUACCCUGAAGUGAAUAUUUACAUGAGCUGUGCGGCCGGUAGGAGCUCCCCAAGUCACAGCUGCGUCCCAACUUAUGUUUAAGUGACUGACAUGAGAUGCAGAACACUUGAGUAGAAAUCGAGUAGGGUUUAUCUUGAAAUCAGGACAGCCGUAAGACUUAGAGUAGUCAGUUAGAAUGAUGAAACUGUGAUUUGUAUAACGACAAAGGAGAGGAGAGGAUUCCUCAAGCACCCUUGAGGACUCUGUAGGAAAAACACACCUGUGCUUUUGUUAAAGGGAGAUGAGGAAUGGACUGAAGCAAUAACAAUAAAUUGCUGUUUUUGAUGUUUUACACGUUCUCUCCCAAAGCCUCUGGGUGUUACUUUGUAUGUUUUUUUUUUUUAUAAUUAUAGCCUGCUAAUCACUAUUUAAUGUUAUAGGAAAUGAGUCUAGUAAAAGGGACAGCAGCUUCCAUUUGCAUGGAAGAAUAUUUUUUCACAGUGCUAUAGCUUUUCUUUUUCUUCUCAGAUAGUAGGUAUGCUCUUGAGGUACAGUGACUAACUUGUACAGUUGACAUAGUAAUGUAUUUUCAUGUCAGCAUUUUAAUUUUUAUGCUUUUGUCAUUCGAGUGGAUGCCUCGACGCUGUCCGCUUGACAAUGAAAUAUUUGUACUUUGUUUUCUAUCGGUAUGGAAACACAAAGGUAUGUUUUUAUUUGCCUAUUUGUAGUGUUAUUUUUUUUCCAUGAAGUCAGAAUGGAAUGAGUCUUGCACUGAAAGCAUAUCCUACAUACAGGUGCGCAGCAGUAUUAUCAAAGAUCAAAUUGGAGUCUUAAGUGUUUUGGUUAGCCAGCCUGCACUUGAGGGCCAUCUAGUGGCUGAACAUGAAAAGGCCUGGCCUUGUAGUGAAGCUUUUUCAGGCUGUUGCUGUCAUCACAAUGGUGACAAAUUAGUUUUGUCUGACUCUUCUGUACACUGUUUUUUUUUUUUUUUUUUUU